UCGAUAACCUAAAGUACACGCAAUACGCAAUGCAACUCUGCGAGUCUAAACUGCAAGGGGGUAGCAGCAACAAACAACUAACAACUUCAACAUUCAAGCUUCGAAGGUCUGCCGUCUCAACUCAAUUCCUCUUCCAUCAAACCCUCGUCGCUCGUUAUACGUUAUACGUUAUACGCUUCGGGCUGAUUCGUUGCCAGUGAGCGAGUGACUUGGGAAACGAAUGAACGUAAACCAGCUACGACAGUCUCAUGCCUCAUGCGACAAAUAAUACCAAGCUUGACGCAGACCCAGCAUUUUUCUCCAUAGCCCAUCGCAUCUUUCUACUCGACACGACCGAUAUUGACCAACGACAUUUCAAACAACUAUAGUUCUGGCUAUACUUCAUUUGAAGGAAUUCUCAACCUAAGAACUUGACAACCACUGCGAUCUUGUCUACACCAGGAAAAAAGAAAAAAAGAAAAAAAGAAGAAAGGAAAAAGAAGAGAGAAAAAAAAGAAAAGAACUAUCAAAAUUAUAGGCGAUGCGACCUGAAUAACAUCUACUUCCGACUUCCUACAUGCACCCUUUUUCUAUCCUCACCCUCGCGAUCUUCGUGGCUGGCUACAUCACUGCCCGAUGGGAUCUCGUAACCCGGCUCUACGAAUUGGCUGUCUUCGCCUGGGAUAAAGGUGUUAUUGUGAGUAAGGGGUUUAAUUGUCCGGUGCAUUUGAGAAGUAGAGGGACUGGGCAUCUGGGUGAAAGGAUCUGCGAAAGGAAGAAUAUUUAUCUAAUAUUUGAUCGCUUUCAAUCUAGGCCCGAGCUACUCUGGGAUUUGCUCUGUUGAGUUUCGUAUUUGCCCUCAUACUUAUACCUGUGCAACAUAUUGCUCGAAUAGAGGCCGAUCUGGUAUUGCUAUUCCCCCCUUUCUAGGUCUAAAUCAAAUUUGCUGAUGGGCAAUUGUGUAGCAUCCGCGAUCACCUAGUCUCG
This is a messenger RNA of Daldinia caldariorum, 966 nucleotides long. RefSeq lists its product as uncharacterized. Bases 557 to 823 code for a protein of 88 amino acids. The record is from RefSeq and is a predicted model, not a curated record. Lineage: Eukaryota; Fungi; Ascomycota; Sordariomycetes; Xylariales; Hypoxylaceae. The transcript has a single exon.